Messenger RNA from Pogonomyrmex barbatus (red harvester ant), 343 nucleotides. RefSeq lists its product as uncharacterized. The record is from RefSeq and is a predicted model, not a curated record. NCBI's taxonomy places the organism in Eukaryota, Metazoa, Arthropoda, Insecta, Hymenoptera, Formicidae.
AUGGAUAUAUACGAUGACGAAAUAAUUUUAUCAGCUCCAAUACCUCCGUUCAUAUUAUUAUACGAUGACGAAUAUGCAGGAUAUGCAUCAAUUUCACCAGAAAACAUACACAUUUUAACUUACUUGUGGUAUCUUGGUCACGAAAGCGCAAGAUAUCGUGACAUAGUGGAUCGAUUUGAUAUUACAAUUAGUACACUGUAUGAACUUUUAACAAGGAUGCGUUCAUUGGAUAUCCCGGAUUUGUAUACGAUGCAAGGAUUUUUCAGGAAUCUCAUUUAUACGAAUAUCUUCAGGAUAUUUGUUUAAGUUAAUAAUAUUUAGAAUACUAUAUAUAAUUAUUUUA